Molecule: messenger RNA, 4030 nt
Organism: Acipenser ruthenus (sterlet)
Lineage: Eukaryota; Metazoa; Chordata; Actinopteri; Acipenseriformes; Acipenseridae
Gene: dicp2.2
Product: diverse immunoglobulin domain-containing protein 2.2
Exons: 9
Coding region: 1875-3539 (554 amino acids)
Biological process (GO): T cell activation; interleukin-15-mediated signaling pathway; positive regulation of ERK1 and ERK2 cascade
Cellular component (GO): external side of plasma membrane; membrane raft
Molecular function (GO): protein tyrosine kinase binding; MHC class II protein binding
Source: RefSeq, a predicted model, not a curated record
AGAAGUUGUUUAAGAUGCCUAAGUAAAGCACAAAGUGGUCUAACAUUUUCACACAGGAGUACCUAUUGUUUCUAUAGCACUGAUUACUUAUUAAAAAUUGAAAUCCUCACACCCUGAGGUUUUAAUGCAGGCAGGUAUAUAAAGGAUACAAAUGACACCUCUGGAGGUGUUCUGCUGAAGUACAGAGAAUAGCACUGCUAAGAUUAAAAAAUGGUAGGGUUUUGUUUACAGUUCACACUGCUCAGUGGAAAGAGUACAGUAGGAGUCAGAUUCUGAUGAAGUAAAAACAAGAAACCUCAGACAGCUGACAAUUGUAUUAUUUUCUAUUGUCUCACUGCGGCUGGGAUACAGUACUCUUUAGAAGAUUCAAGUUGUUUUAAAUCCACAUGGCUGUUUAUUCAAGUUCUUUUAAAUCCACAUGGCUGUUUAUUCCAGUUCUUUUAAAUCCACAUGGCUGUUUAUUCCAGUUGUUUUAAAUCCACAUGGCUGUAUAUUCCAGUUGUUUUAAAUCCACAUGGCUGUGUAUUCCAGUUCUUUUAAAUCCACAUGGCUGUUUAUUCCAGUUAUUUUAAAUCCACAUGGCUGUAUAUUCCAGUUGUUUUAAAUCCACAUGGCUGUUUAUUCCAGUUGUUUUAAAUCCACAUGGCUGUUUAUUCCAGUUGUUUUAAAUCCACAUGGCUGUGUAUUCCAGUUCUUUUAAAUCCACAUGGCUGUAUAUUCCAGUUGUUUUAAAUCCACAUGGCUGUAUACUCAGUGUAUUAACAGGCCUUGCCGAUUGAUUUCUAGCAGCCCCUGCCUUCAUACCAUACAGACAGGUUUCUUAAAGCUUCCAGGCUUGAACCAGAUCAACAUUAGUGGUGUUCUCCUUUAAUUACAACCUUUAAUAUUGAAAAGACUGUCUGUCUGUCUGUAUGUAUGCUCAGCUAUGGCCAUAUAUAUAGGUAUGCAUGUCUGUCUGUUUGUCUGCCUGUCUGGAGCACAUUGGUUAGUGUUGGUCAAUCCAUGCCUGCACUUGCAUUGUUUUUGUGAUUUUCAUAAAGGAAAAUAUGUUUUAACUAAAUUAUUUACAGUGAUUGAAUACAUAGAGGAUCCACCAUGAACGAUUCUAGAGUCCUGUAGUUAUUCCAUGCGGGAUAGCUGAAUAACACACAAGCCCCUUAUCCUCCUAAUUUCAAUGAAACAUGGUUUUGUUACUACAGUAUAAUAUUAACCUUAAGCACCUGCUUUAUGUGCUUCUUAUCACUCAAACUACUACACUAAAAACACUGACAGGGUUCCUUGUCUUGUUCUGUUUUGGCUCAACUGUCACAUUCUUUGCACUUUCAUAGUUACAAAACAAAACACACUCUUCAAAGCUGUGUUCACAUAUUAUUCUAGCUCAUAAAUAUAUUGAGACUGAACACAGGAAGCCUACAGGAAGGUCUACUUUUCGCCUAAAUGUCAACCCACACAACACGCAGCGUAUAGCCUGACACAAGCAGGACCCCUCGUGCUAGUAAACACGUACCAGCACGUCUGUACCAGAUGGCUGAGACAAUAACCCACACAGCAUCACCUGCUUUUUCUGUAGGCUAUUUGUGGCAGUUGGUAAUAUGCUCCAUACCGUUAAUCAGUCUGAGGGUGUUUGUGGGCAAAUAACCACACGGAAUUGUUUUUAUUAUUUGCUGGUUAUGUGCAUCCCGCUGUUUAAAAGUGGUCAGGGUUUUACUGUGUGUGGGCGAGGUGUUAGAUAGUGAUGAUUUACAAGAUUAGACUUGACUAAUACCAGUACCUAUUGAUCUGUAUGUCAGAAGAAGGGAUCUUAUCAGUCUUUGUACUGUGUGGAGUUCUAAGCAAUCGCAGGACGAUUGUCUUCAAAGCACUCGUGUGACUAAAUGGAUCAGAACCCUGGAGCUGCUGUUCUCUCUGUGGUAUUUUUUCUGUGUUCAGUAGGGACCUCGCCUCUAGCAACAGAUGAUCAUAUAUACAUCAGGAAAGGGGAUACUGUUAACUUGCCUUGUAAAAAAAGACUUUCACCGAUUAGCGAAUCAGUGCGAUGGUAUUUCACUGCGUCAGCUGGCAAUCGUUUUAAAUUAUACACUCUUGAAAACUAUAAAGCCCAAUUCGGCCCAGCAAUGGAGCACGACAGAAUAAAGAUGUCCCUCAACUCCUCUCUCUCCAUACGCGAUGUCAGAGCAGAAGAUGCCGGGGUGUACGAGUGUUGUUUCUGUUCGAAUAAAAGCGAACCCUGCGACACAGUGAAAAAUGUCUCAUUGUUUGUUUUGCAGAUUGUCAGCGAGCCCCCCAGUGGUGAACCUGUGAUGUUGCAUUCCACCCUGUCUUUGCAAUGUUCGGUUGCAUGCAACAGAUUGAAUGCUGUAUGUAAUCAAAGCCUUGCUAAAUUGGUGUUCACCUGGAGAAACCACCCAGGGAAUAAGAUAGAGACAAGCAGGGAGCGGCAGUACUCUCUUGAGCCUGCAGGUGGCGCUUCCUACCUGCGCUUUCAGGUAGAGCAAUCGGACCACGAGAGGAAAUUGAAAUGUGUUUUAUCAGUGGACGGGAUGGAAAGAGCAUUCGCUGAGUAUCAAGUAUUCAUAACAGUUACAGCGUUGGAUCCCAAUACCACAGAGAUAGUGUAUGUCGCGGAGGGAGAAUUCGUUCAGCUUCCCUGUGUUGGGAUAUCAAGCCGGACGGAAGGCAGGCAUGUGGAAUGGUCAUUUCAAGCGAUUGGGGAUCAGAGCCGAACCCUUCUCAAUGUGUCUGCACCAGCAUACCCCAGAGUCAACCCCAGAGAGACAGUGAGUCUGCUGCCCAAUGCUUCCCUUCUCAAUGUGUCUGCACCAGCUCACCCCACAGUCAACCCCAGAGAGAGAGUGAGUCUGCUGCCCAAUGCUUCCCUUCUCAUCCAGGGAGUGCAGAGCCCCGACACAGGCACUUACCACUGCAGGAGGGACGAGCAAGAGAAAUACCACAUGCUUACUGUGUGUGUUUUAACAGUGAACGCGAAUGUGUCUAGCCCUGUUUCUAAAGGCACAGAGGUUGUUGUGAACUGCUCCCUGCUCUGUGAUCACACUCCCCAGGACGCUGUGCUUCAGUGGAUGGACAGUAAUGGGACCCUGCUGGAAUCAAACACAACUCUUUCUACUGGUCCCAGUGCACAGCUGGUGAUUCCCAGUGCCUACAAUAUGACUCUGAGGUGCCGAUUACAAGAUAAAGAACGAGAGAGAGCCAGCGUGGAAUACACCAUACAUGUAACAGAAGAGCAGGGCAGCAUUCAGAGUAAUCAGACCGUCCUCCUCCCUGUGCUGUUGGGAAUAGUUGCUGCUUGUGUAGCGAUCGCUGCCGUCUUAAUACUGCUUUUAAGAGGCAGAAAAACAGGAGACAAAGAAGAUUCUGCUCUUGGUGUUGAGUUGAAUUCUACACACCAAGCAAGCCAAGUGGAAGAGGAGGAAUGUGAAAUUCAUUACGCUGCACUAGAAAUUAGACAGCCAGUCAGAGACCAGAGGAGAGACAUGAUCCAAGAGGAAGUUAUUUACUGUCUAACUGUGCAGAAUGAAUGAAAUCCUGUGUUUUUACUGUGUAAAACACUUCUAUAAAAACUGCAACAAAAUGAAACUGUGUUACUAGAGCUGUGCUAACUGAUUAUUCUAAUUGGGAUCAAGCUCUUCACAAGUGAGGGUGGAGAGCCCCUCUCCAGCAGGUUUUAUAGGUGUCUUUACAUCAUCUGUGGCUAAAGAUCUGGAACACCUGUUAAUCUGGACUAAUUAACCUAAUAAUUGGUUCAAUAAAGUAACAGAGAUGGGUUGAAAGAAAAACCAGAAGCCCCAGUAGCUCUCCAGGACCAGGGUUGGAGACCCCUGAUCUACACCAACGACCCUCAGCUGAUUGCCAGCCCCUGAUUUCUGUGGAGAGCUCAUCGGAGUCAUCGGUUUGUGCAGCACUAUUUGCUAUGUCUGUUGUCAAACAAACGUUUGUUACUCUUGAAAGCAGAGCAUGUGGUGACUCUGCCUCACCAACCUGCACUUCUAUUAAAAUGAACCAUUUUACUGUC